Molecule: messenger RNA, 702 nt
Organism: Ctenocephalides felis (cat flea)
Lineage: Eukaryota; Metazoa; Arthropoda; Insecta; Siphonaptera; Pulicidae
Product: protein GUCD1-like
Exons: 5
Coding region: 1-702 (233 amino acids)
Source: RefSeq, a predicted model, not a curated record
AUGGAUAACAUCCUUGAUGACAAAUUAGAUGAUUCCAACUUACCUCUUAUUUGUGAACAAAAACUUGUUCAUUUUAAACAAAGAUAUACUUGGGACUGCGGUAUAUCUUGUAUAUUAAUGAUACUACCUUUUGAUAGUAAAGAGUAUUUUUUACAAAAGUUUUAUACAAUUUGUAAUGAUGAAGGAUUCAGCAAAAGCACUUGGACUAUAGAUUUAUGUUAUUUGCUUAAAAGAUUUAAAAUUAAGCAUACAUACUUUACUAUAACUUUUGGGGUCAAUCCAGGGUAUCAAGAUGAAUUAUUUUAUGAAAAAAUUAUUACCAAGGAUGAAUCAAGAGUUUUGCAACGUUUCAAUUCAGCAGCCUCGCUAGGUAUUAAAAUAAAAGUAAAAAAUGUAUCAACAAUUGAUUUGCUAAAACACUUGUACAAAUUUGGAACUGUGAUAUUAUUAAUAAAUGCUAAUUUAUUGCAUUGCGACAUUUGCAAAAGGAAUAAGUCAGAUCUGAGAUCCUGUUUACCGUGGACUAAAACAUAUAGUGGACACUAUAUUGUUUUGUGUGGAUUUAAUUUAGAAACAAAAAGUUAUAUGUAUAGGAACCCCACAUAUAAAGACAGAGUGUGUGUGAUGUCGUUUCAGUACAUGGAUGAAGCUCGUAUGUCUUAUGGCACUGAUCAGGAUACUAUUUUUAUAUUUAAUAAAUAA